This is a messenger RNA of Colletotrichum destructivum, 951 nucleotides long. Its product is annotated as Putative tryptophan synthase beta chain-like, PALP domain-containing protein. Gene Ontology annotation, cellular component: cytoplasm. Gene Ontology annotation, biological process: L-cysteine biosynthetic process. The record is from RefSeq and is a predicted model, not a curated record. The coding region runs from base 1 to 951 and encodes 316 amino acids. The transcript has a single exon. NCBI's taxonomy places the organism in Eukaryota, Fungi, Ascomycota, Sordariomycetes, Glomerellales, Glomerellaceae.
AUGGCUGGAACACGCGCCCCGCCCCCCGUCGACACCGUCCUUGACGCCAUCGGCAACACGCCAUGCGUGCGCCUCCGCCGCAUGGUGCCGGAGGGAUGCGCCGACGUGUAUGUAAAGCUCGAGUCCCUCAACCCGACGGGGUCGUACAAGGACCGCCUGGCGCGAGCCAUCAUCGAGGAGGCCGAGCGCCGGGGGGACAUACGGCCGGGGUCGACCGUCGUCGAGGCCACCGGCGGCAGCACGGGCUCGUCCCUCGCCUUUGUAUGCAGCCUCAAGGGGUACCGGUUCGUCGCCGUCUGCUCCAACGCGUUCGCCAGGGAGAAGCUGCGGACGAUGGCGGCGUUCGGGGCCGUCGUCGAGAACGUCCACAGCCCCGACGGCAAGAUCACGCCGGAGCUCUUCGCCUCCAUCGUCGGACGGGCCAAGACCAUCGUGGCGGAGAACGAGGGGCACUACGCGGCGGACCAGUUCAACAACAGGGACUGCAUCGUGGGCUACAGGACGCUCGGCGAGGAGCUCGUCGCGCAGUUCCCCCAGGGGAUCGACGCCUUCUGUGCCGCUAUCGGGGGAGCCGGCAUGGCCAUGGGCACGUCGACGGUUCUCAAGGCUACGCGUCCCUCUACGCGCGUGGUCGUUCUUGAGCCGGCGUCAGCGCCGCUUCUGACGCAGGGGAAGGGGGGCACUCACGGCAUCGAAGGCAUCGGGCCCGGGUUCGUCCCGCCUCUGCUCGACAGAGCCUUGUACGACGAGGUUCGCGCGUACCCCGAGCAGGAGGCGCGGGAGAUGUGCCGCAGGCUCGCGAAGGAGGAGGGCAUCUUGGCCGGCACUUCGACGGGGCUCAAUGUUGUCGCUGCGCUCGCGCUGGCGAAAGAACUCGGUCCCGGAAAGGUGGUCGUCACUGUUGCGUGCGACACGGGGCUCAAGUACACGAGUGGGAAUCUGUACGAGUAG